This is a messenger RNA of Botrytis fragariae, 402 nucleotides long. RefSeq lists its product as uncharacterized. Bases 1 to 402 code for a protein of 133 amino acids. The transcript is spliced from 2 exons. The record is from RefSeq and is a predicted model, not a curated record. NCBI's taxonomy places the organism in Eukaryota, Fungi, Ascomycota, Leotiomycetes, Helotiales, Sclerotiniaceae.
AUGGCAAGCAGCCUAAGGACCCCUGUCAACCACAUCUCACCUCCAAAGCGACGCAAGCGAACCGAAUUAAAGGCUGAUCUCGAGUGUAUUUUCUCAUACUUCAACCUUACAGAGAAGUCGAAGUAUUAUCGCAGAUUUAGUUUUGGGACGGGGCACCAUUAUACUCAUUACUACGACGGCGGCGAGAUGUACGUUGAUAGCGAUGGAAUUGGUAUCUAUGUGGACAUAACGGGGCAUCGUUCCCUCUACAUUCGCCCCAAAAAGGAGCAGGAAGCAAUGAGGCGGAGGAUUGAACAGGAAAUAAGGCAUGCCUCUGAUCUCGAAUGGUUGAAGUACAAAGCUCGAGGAUUUUUCGCCGAACGGGCGGUAAGAGAACUCGGAAUACUCGAGCUCAGAAGGUAG